Messenger RNA from Grosmannia clavigera kw1407, 324 nucleotides. RefSeq lists its product as uncharacterized. The transcript has a single exon. Lineage: Eukaryota; Fungi; Ascomycota; Sordariomycetes; Ophiostomatales; Ophiostomataceae. The record is from RefSeq and is a predicted model, not a curated record. The coding region runs from base 1 to 324 and encodes 107 amino acids.
AUGGGCGAGACCGCAGAGUCUGACAGCCACGCUGCUGGUCUGUCUCCCGAUCCUGCUGGCGAGGCUUCCCUGGUCACGGACUUGCAGGAGCGGAUUGAGGAAGAGAUUGUUGUUGGCACAUCGGCGGUUCAACACACUGCUGAGCACGACUCGAUGGCGACGGAGCCCACUGAGGUCAUCGAAGCUGGCAGCGCCGGGCCGUCUCAUGGGGAAGCAUCUGGACCCCAGGUGCAGUCUUCCAACAAGAAGACGACCUCUGCUCAGGGACGCAAUAUUCUUCGCCGCCGGAAGAGAAAUGCUCGCAAGCACCAGGCCAAGAUUUGA